AGAAAGAAUUGUCAAAAAUUAACAAGUCACAAAAGCUCUAUUAUUCAUCGGUGAAUCAUCUUAUCAUCAAACCUCUACAAAAGCAGCCAUGGCCAUAACCUUCAUUGCUAUCAUUUUAUUCAUAUUUUCCAUUCUUUAUGCUAUAAAAUUUUCUCAAUAUUAUCACAAUGGAACUCCCUCAAUUCGACGGCUUCCUCCUGGCCCAAAGCCAUGGCCUCUCAUUGGUUGCCUUCCAGCAAUGUUGAGCAACAAAAACUUGCCAACAUACCAAUGGAUCCAUGAAGUUAUGAAGCAAUUCAACACUGAAAUUGCAUGUAUCCGUCUUGGAUCAAAUACCCACAUAAUUCCUGUGGCUUCUCCAGAACUCUCUCUUGAAUUUCUAAACACACACGAUUCUGUGUUCGGAUCACGAUCCAUCUCCAUGACUGCUGAGAUAGUGAGCAAUGGAUAUCUAAGUACAGUUCUUUCACCAAUGGGAGAGCAGUGGAAGAAAAUGAGAAAAAUACUCGUUUCACAAGUACUCAAUCUUCCAACCCUCCAUCAAAUGGUUGGCCAAAGAACAGAUGAAGCCGAUAUUCUUCUACGUUACAUUUUCGGCCUCACUAGAAACGGUGAAGCGAUCAACAUAAGAAGCAUUGUACGGCAUUAUUGUGGUACCGUUAUUAGAAGAAUGAUUUUUAGUAGAAGAUACUAUGGAAAAGGUAGGGAAGACGGAGGGCCAUCUUUAGAAGAAGAAGAUCACAAUCAAGCACUGCUGUCCAUUCUUAGGCAUGUUAAUGCUUUUUCUAUAUCUGAGUUUAUACCUCUGUUGAAGAAAUUUGAUCUAGAUGGACAUGAAAAGAUAGUAAAAAGGGCUUUGAAAGUUAUAAGAAAUAAUGAUGAACCCAUUAUAGAGGAAAGAGUGCAAGACUGGAGAGAUGGAAAGAAAAAGAAGGCCGAGGACAUUCUUGAUAUCCUUAUCUCACUCAAAAAUGAGAAUGGCAAAUCGUUGUUGUCCAUCGAAGAGAUUAAGGCUCAAGUCACGGAUUUGCAACUUGCCAGCAUAGAUAAUCCUUCAAAUGCAGUAGAAUGGGCACUUGCAGAAUUACUUAAUCAACCAAAAAUUAUCCAAAAAGCUGUUGAAGAGUUAGAUAAAGUAAUUGGAAGAGAUAGACUAGUACAAGAAUGCGAUAUACCUAACCUCAUGUAUCUCACGGCUUGUAUUAGAGAAUCUUUUCGACUUCAUCCAUUUUCACCCUUCAAUGUUCCUCAUGUUUCCAAUUCUGACGUUUUUGUGGCUGGCUACUUCAUCCCUAGAGGUAGCCAAGUAUUACUAAGUCGUUUGGGUCUCGGUCGAAACCCUAGAAUAUGGGAGGAUCCAAUGAGGUUUGAUCCAGAACGUCAUCUGAAAGAUGGGACAAUUAAAUUUGGAAUUUCAGAACCGAGUCUUCGGUUCAUCACUUUCACAAGAGGGAGAAGAGGAUGCAUUGGUACCUCACUUGGCACAAAUAUUACCAUGAUGCUAUUUGCUAGACUUCUACAAGGAUUUUCAUGGAGCUUACCGCCAGAAACUCCAGAGAUAAAUUAUUAUUCUAGAACCGAUGAACUUUCUCUUCCAAAGCCAUUACAUCUACAUGCAGUGCCACGUUUAUCCCAUGUUAUGUAUUAUUGAUAACGAAGCAUAAAGCAAAGUAAACCAAUAAGUCUACGAAAUAAAAACAUAU
This is a messenger RNA of Cucumis melo (muskmelon), 1703 nucleotides long. Its product is annotated as tryptophan N-monooxygenase CYP79A68. The transcript is spliced from 2 exons. The record is from RefSeq and is a predicted model, not a curated record. The coding region runs from base 89 to 1651 and encodes 520 amino acids. Lineage: Eukaryota; Viridiplantae; Streptophyta; Magnoliopsida; Cucurbitales; Cucurbitaceae. Gene Ontology annotation, molecular function: oxidoreductase activity, acting on paired donors, with incorporation or reduction of molecular oxygen; heme binding; monooxygenase activity.